Recurvomyces mirabilis is the source of this 1851-nucleotide messenger RNA. RefSeq lists its product as uncharacterized. Bases 1 to 1851 code for a protein of 616 amino acids. The record is from RefSeq and is a predicted model, not a curated record. The transcript is spliced from 5 exons. Lineage: Eukaryota; Fungi; Ascomycota; Dothideomycetes; Mycosphaerellales; Teratosphaeriaceae.
AUGGUCACGAACGAGCAAGUAGCUGCAUGGGUAUCUGGCGUUGAUCUUAUUGCGCAAGACAAUACUCCUAGCACAGUGACAAUCCAGUUCUCGGGCCCUUUCGACCGCUUUGAGCGCCGCAUGGUCCAGUCUGCGUCCUUGGAGACUCUUUACAAGAUCGCUUUCCGGGCGAUGAAAGGCCGACACACAAUCUUCCAGCUCGCCAAGGACAACAUUGCCAUCUCCACUUCGCCGAUACGCACGAUUGCACAGCAAAACUUGCAGGAUAGAGAUCUCCUCAGUAUACGCAUCGCCGAUGAGGCCGACUUGGGAGCUGGUUCUACCCAGCGAACUCAAGCUCGCGGCAAUUUAUGCCUCGUGAAGGUCUUUGAGCUCCAUGGCGACAUGCUUUUCGCCUACUGGGUACGUAGGGAUACCGUGUUGACGAUCGGCUCCAUCUUCUGGAAGUACUGGCGGCAUAUCUAUUCCGAAGCACGGGCGCACAAUCUAGAAGAGGCGAGGCUUUGCUGGAUGAAUCUCGAGAACUCUGGUGAUGGCAGGCUGUCUGGCAACUACGUGCACGGCCCCGAGAACCUCUCUGCCUACCUUGACGCCCAGCACUGUUUCGGCCAUCUGGGCGAGGAGAAGGUGUUUCGAGACCAAACAAGGACGGCGAGGCCUCAUGAUCAGCCACUCGUGUUCAAAGUGGCUAUCUCGAUGAAGAAGCAGCGCGCGGAGACGAAGCGCGAUCGUAAGAUCUCCAGGCUGGAUGCGCUCAAGCAGAUCUUCCAGGCUCUGAUUAAUCGUAUCCUCGCGUACAGCUACAAGACUCAUAUCGGCCUUGUCACAGUCGGUACCAAUGCUCAGCUGGUCAAGCAGCUUGAUGGCGUGAUUGAGAACUUCAGGCGUGCUGUUGACACCAUGUCUGCUUCUGGUGACACCGCCCUGUGGGACUCCCUGGCUUUGGCCCACGACCAGCUCAAAGAGUAUAGCAAGAAGUAUCCCGAGGCCAAGAAGCGCAUUAUUGUGAUUAGUGACGGCUGUGACACGACAUCGAAGAGUCAGACUGCAAGUGGCGCAUACUGGCUGUUGAAGGAGUUUGCACCCUCUGUCAAUGGAGCACGCUUUGACGAUGACCGAAUGGAGCCUUUCCUCAGUCUGUCGGAGCGUCCUCCGGUCAUGCCUUUCCCUGGUGUACCACGUAAUCAGGCUCAGCUUGCGCAGAAGUUCAAACUGGCAAAGUAUCUGGCGACUUACACGACUGCGAAUGAGGAGAACAUGCCGCCGCGCAAGGAGCACCCGAACCUGCAUGAUGACUUUGUGCUGUUGACGACUGCCACGCCCAUGGCUUGGAGAAGUGUAGCGACAAGCAGUACCGGUAACCGUUCGAAUCUUCGACAAUCACGUCUGCUGCGCGAAGUCAACCUUCUGAGCUCUCGUCCGUCGCCAACGUACGACAUCUACGUGUCCGAGAGCGACAUGUCCUUCAUGAAAGCUGUCGUCUCUGGUCCAGCAGGCUCUCCAUACGAGGCCGGCACAUUCGUCCUCUACCUCGAUGCCGAUGACACGUACCCGACAUUUGCCCCGAAGGCUCGCUUCAUCACGAAGAUCAAGCACCCGAACGUCAACGCCCAUGGUCGUAUCUGCCAUUCGAUCUUCAAUCGCGACUGGACUUCGGACACGAUGAUGACGACAAUCAUGGACACCAUCUAUGGCCUGCUGUACCAACCUGAGACCCAAGAUCCAGUCAGCACCAGUGCCACGCUCGCCUAUCAUCACGAUCAGGUUGAGUAUGCUGAGGAUGUGCGCAAGUUCACUGCCGUCCAUGCGAAGAAGACUAGAGAGGAGUGGAGGGCUGAGUUACUAGGUUAG